AUGGCCUCAUACUCUUCCGUCAACAUCUCCUUCCCAGGCGCCUGUCAUUUUGCUAAGUCAACUUUCAGCUCCGAAAAGCUUCAAAGCAAUUCACCUAACCACUUCAAGAUGCUGCAGGAUUCCAAUAUGGGUGUUGCGAUCAGGUGUCCGAAGCGUAUGGACAGCCGGUGUUCAUACUUGCUCCCGCCCGGGGUGUGCAACCUCUUGAACCCUUCAACCAUCUAUGCCAACAACGAGAUCUCGCUAAGCACCAUCGAGGUCUACGGCUUUGACUAUGACUACACCCUGGCGUUGUACUCCCCUGCGCUUCACUCCCAGAUCUACAACACUGCCCGGGACAUACUGGUGGAGCAGUAUAAGUAUCCGACGGGCAUCCUGAAGUAUGAAUACCAGCCCAACUUUGCGAUCCGGGGUUUACACUACGACAUGGCAAAGGGCUUGCUCAUGAAGAUAGAUGCCUUUCACUACAUCCAGCUGGGUACUGUGUACCGGGGUUUCAAACCUGUUCCAGAUGAGGAGGUACUGGAGAUGUACGAGGGAACCCAUCAUAUCCCCCUCCACCAGGCGAGUGGCUUCUAUGGCAAGGGCCCGGCUAUCAAGCAAUUCAUGGACAUCUUCUCCCUGCCGGAGAUGACCCUCUUGGCCGUAGCCAACGACUUCUUCAUCAGCAACGACAUCGACUACGACCCCGUCCAUCUCUACAAAGAUGUCACGGACGCCAUCCGAGAUGUCCACAUUAAAGGUUUUAUGUACAAGUGGAUCAUGCAGGAUCUAGAGAAGUACAUUCUGCGCGGAGACGAGACUUACGCUGUGCUCCACCGCCUGGCCAGCAGCGGCAAGAAACUCUUCCUGAUCACCAACAGCCCUUUCAGCUUCGUGGACAAAGGGAUGCGGUACAUGGUGGGGAAGGACUGGCGCGACUUCUUUGACGUGGUCAUCGUCCAAGCAGACAAGCCUCAUUUCUUCAACGAUUGUGUCAAACCUUUCCGGCGACUGGACAGCAAUGGUGACCUUCAGUGGGAUAAAAUCAAGAAGUUGGAAAAGGGGCAGGUGUACAAGCAGGGCAACCUUUUUGACUUCCUCCGACUGACGGGCUGGCGUGGCUCCAAGGUCCUGUACUUCGGAGACCAUCUCUACAGUGAUCUGGCGGACCUCAUGUUGCGCCACGGCUGGCGGACGGGGGCCAUCGUUCCCGAGCUGGAGAUGGAGACCAAAGUGGUGAACACCGAACAGUAUUCGCAAGCACUCACCUGGAUGCAGGCCUUAACAGGGUUGUUGGAACGCAUGCAGAUGUACCAGGACCCAGAGUCCCAGCAGGUGCUGCAGGACUGGAUGAAGGAACGGCAGGAACUCAGGGCGCUCACCAAGAACCUCUUCAACCCUCAGUUCGGGAGCAUCUUCCGCACGUGCCACAACCCCACGUACUUCUCCCGCCGCCUGUGCCGCUUCUCGGACGUCUACAUGGCCUCGCUCAGCUGCCUGCUGAAUAACUACACCUUCUACCCGAGACCCACCCCACUGCAGCAUGAGGCCCCCCUCUGGAUGGACCAGCUCUGCACCGGCUGCAUGAAGACGCCCUUCCUUGAAGAAAUGGCGCACAUCCGCUAGGGGCCGAGGGGAGGUGAUGGGGGGCCGUGCCCCUCGGCUCCGGGAUCCCUACGGCAGCCGUGGGCUGGUUACGGCCAAGCUAACUGACAUUAGGAAUCCUGUCGGUCCACCGACGUGUUUUUCCAUUUGCAAAAAAACCCAAAACCCGAGUGCGUACAAGGAGUUGUCGAGGCGUGGUGGAUCAGUGCUAAAUCAUGCCGAGUGUGUGUUUCAGAAGCGCCCGGCUGGAUCGGAUUAAAGGCCUUCUAGUUC
Molecule: messenger RNA, 1860 nt
Organism: Gekko japonicus
Lineage: Eukaryota; Metazoa; Chordata; Lepidosauria; Squamata; Gekkonidae
Product: 5'-nucleotidase domain-containing protein 2-like
Exons: 14
Coding region: 1-1608 (535 amino acids)
Molecular function (GO): 5'-nucleotidase activity
Source: RefSeq, a predicted model, not a curated record